UUUUUUUUUUAUUCUUUCUUCUUUCCACACAGGGAGGGGGAAAAAAAUAAACAAAUAAGGCAAUUUCUACAACAUUAUCACCUCGGCUCCCUUUUAAAGUGCACUCUACAUUAACACACCGACACUCCCCGGAGCAGUCGACCGCCUCAUCCAUGCAUCGGAGUCCCGGGCCCCAGCGCACCGGCUCCGGCUCCAGCUCCAGCCAUGUCGGCCAGGAAUGCAGCGGCUGGCGGCGGUGACAGAGCGGGAGACGAACCGGCAGAAGAUGUGCUGGUUGAGGAAAACCAAUGCAGUUCUAUGUCUUUGACCGGCCUGAUGACCCCGUCCUCAGCUGCAGGGAUGUCCUUUAGCAUGGAGAUGCCCCGGAAGCGCAAGGGCAGCAUGGACAACCAGGAUAGAAAAACUGCUUCCACCCCUGACGCAGAUAUGGAAGACGACCAAAACGGGUCAGAUGGAGAGGACCAACACGUCAAAAUUAAAUGCUUCAGGGAACCGCAUAGCCAAAUUGAGAAGAGGAGACGGGACAAAAUGAACAAUCUUAUUGACAAACUAUCAGCCAUGAUCCCUACUUGUAACCCCAUGUCCCGAAAGCUGGACAAACUCACUGUGCUCAGAAUGGCUGUGCAGCACCUCAAAUCUCUCAAAGGUUCAGGAAGUUCUUUUUCUGAAGCCAGCUACAAACCGUCAUUCCUUCCUGACGAGGAGCUCAAACACCUCGUCCUCAAGGCUGCAGAUGGGUUCCUGUUUGUAGUGGGCUGUGAUCGUGGGAAAAUAGUUUUUGUCUCAGAGUCCAUCACGAAGAUAUUAAAUUAUAGUCGGGCGGAGCUGAUUGGACAGAGCCUGUUUGAUUACAUACACCCAAAGGACAUGGGAAAAGUGAAGGAGCAGCUCUCAGCUUCUGAAUUAUACCCUCGUGAACGGCUAAUAGAUGCUAAAAGUAAAACAAUUAUUUUUGUCUGUGUGAGUUUCUGUGUGUGUGAGAGCGUAUUUAACACUGCUUUAAUGUCUCCAGCCGGUCUGCAGGUCCAGGCUGACCUCCCAGUCGGUGCAGCACGGUUGUGUUCGGGCGCUCGGCGCUCAUUCUUCUGUCGCAUGAAGUACAAUAAAAUUUCUGUCAAAGUGGAGGAGAAGGAAUUCCAAGCCAGCACCUCCAAAAAGAAAGAGUCGCAGAAGUACUGCACAGUCCACUGUACAGGAUACAUGCGCAGCUGGCCCACCAGCCAGUUGGAAGCAGAGGGGGAGGGCGAGGCAGACAAGCUGGAUAGCUCCUACUUCAGCUGCCUGGUGGCGAUGGGACGUGUCCACUCCCACUCAUCUCCUCAGGUUAAUGGAGAAGUCCGAGUGAAACCCACAGAGUUCAUCACGCGCUAUGCCAUGGAUGGCAAAUUCACCUUUGUCGAUCAAAGGGCUACAACCAUUCUUGGUUAUCUUCCCCAAGAACUGCUUGGGACAUCAUGCUAUGAGUACUUCCAUCAAGACGACUUACCGCAUUUAGCUGACAGACAUCGAAAAGUGCUGCGGAGUAAAGAAAAGAUAGAGACAAACUGCUACAAGUUCAAAACAAAACAUGGCUCUUUUGUCACCCUGCAAAGUCAGUGGUUUAGUUUUGUAAAUCCCUGGACCAAAGAAGUAGAAUACAUAGUGUCAACUAACACAGUUAUAGCACAUGAACACAGUCGAACCAGUCGGUCAGGAAACAAGUCUGAACAAUCGAGCAAUUCCAAGACUUCUGAAGAAGAUGGCAAGAAGUCCCUUCCAGUUAUACCAGGCAUCACCACACCUGGAGCCAUGAUUUAUCCUGUAAACAUUGGGACCCAGAUUGCCAAUGAGCUGCUGGAUUUCAACAGGAUGAACUCAUCACCCUCCAGUGGUAGCGUCAGCCCUUUCAAUCUACAACAGGACAAGUGUCAACCAAUUCACAAUCAAAUCAGCAACAAUGUGCCAAAUGGAGAGGCAACGGACAUGGAGAUUCCAGGAAAGUCCAGCUCAGAGGAUGAGCCACAAGGAGCUGCGUUCUCAGGAGGAGAAACACUCAUGGGGGAGAAUUCCCAGCUGGAUUUGGACAGCGUGGUUGGACCGGGCCUCAGCAGUCUUAGCAAUGAUGAAGCAGCCAUGGCAGUGAUCAUGAGCCUCCUGGAGACCGACACAAACUUGGGCGAGGCUGUGGACUUUGAAGAGAUGCACUGGUCUUUAUAGAAUCUGCUCUUUCAGUGUGAAGCUGGAGAACACUGCAAAAACACUUGGACCAUCAGUUUUUUGAUGCCGAGAACUGCUUGAAUGCUUAAUCUAAGAUGCAGCAUUCCUUUUUUAAGGACUUUUUUUUUUAAUUUAUUAGUCACCUUUUUCCACAUAAGCUGUGUAGUCUUCGUGUGGCUGCUCUAACAGGGAGCAGGAUCGACGACAAUACGGGACACCCUGCUUCCCCUCUUCAGAAGGAGGAUGUGCCUCUAACGCCUUACAGCAGUCUGCGUGCCCUAAAACGCUCUUCCUCACUGCUUUCCUCACAUCUACUAUCAUCCUCUGUUUAACUGAAGAGGCCUCACAAGGUUGAAGAACCCAUAAAUAAACAUUACAGUGACAUGAUGUACAAUGGCUCGGGGUUCCUGCUUAUAUUUCUCUCCUCCACCUACAUUUGAACAAAGGUUGGGAGUGACGAUGCAAAAAAAAAAGAAAAAAGAAAUUGCACUGAAUCGAUUUCAUUUUUUUUUUUUUUUUUAAAGGUUGUAAUUUGAUUAGGUACUGUAUGUUUAAUUAAAAUGCGAGGAAGACCUUGACAACCUGGCCCAUCUCUGUGACCCCCUCAGGAUUCAAGCCGUAGGUAGCCAGUGUACCACGGCAGACCACACUUCCAUCACCUCUAACUUUGAGAGUCACCUCAUGAUGUGCCACUCAGAGAUUUUCUCUUAACUUGUCAGUAUCUGAACAUUUUCCAUGGAAACAGUCCAGUAACCUCCUCUCUUGUACACUUGAACAUAUACUGUCUAUGUGUGGAUUUGGUAUGAUUGCAAACACAGUGUGUUCAGGCCAUAUCUGUCUUAAAGGGAUAGUUUGCAUAGGAAGAAUAUUUAAUGUUUUUAGUAUGUACACUUUUAUAUACAUUUAGCCCACAAUGUUGGCUGCCCUGGAUUUUUUUUUUUUCCCCCAAGCAAACAUUUAACAUUUCCUGGCAGAAAUGAACCCCCUUCACACGGCGGUUCACCUUGGAUUUAUGAUCACUACAGUACUACUUCAUGCAAAGUGAAAUGGCACUUUAGAGGUGCUGAAAUUGAGGUUUGGUAGCAACGGCUGAGCAGCAAACCCAUUUCACAUCUGUGACAUUUUAUCAACACAUGUUUGAGGUUGAUCUCGCGUGUCUGAUGGUAGAAGUGCUAACUCAGGGAGUGACGGAAACAGAGCCGCCCCAUUUUAACAUACGAUGACACAGUUCUCAGUAACUGUGGCAGUAUUUUGUCCUCCUGCUUCCCUACUUUCUGUACAUUGGUGUGAGUCAUGUCUCGUGAUAAGUCUGUCCUUAUUCACUUGUGUGUCUGUGUUCUUACACUUAAUGUCAGUUUUAUAAUCUUGCAGGUAAGCCAUAGCUUCAGCUG
Molecule: messenger RNA, 3587 nt
Organism: Morone saxatilis (striped sea-bass)
Lineage: Eukaryota; Metazoa; Chordata; Actinopteri; Moronidae
Gene: bmal2
Product: aryl hydrocarbon receptor nuclear translocator-like 2
Exons: 16
Coding region: 205-2196 (663 amino acids)
Biological process (GO): regulation of transcription by RNA polymerase II
Cellular component (GO): transcription regulator complex; aryl hydrocarbon receptor complex; nucleus
Molecular function (GO): protein dimerization activity; RNA polymerase II cis-regulatory region sequence-specific DNA binding; DNA-binding transcription factor activity, RNA polymerase II-specific
Source: RefSeq, a predicted model, not a curated record